Messenger RNA from Calypte anna (Anna's hummingbird), 1484 nucleotides. RefSeq names its product C2 calcium dependent domain containing 4C (gene C2CD4C). Lineage: Eukaryota; Metazoa; Chordata; Aves; Apodiformes; Trochilidae. The record is from RefSeq and is a predicted model, not a curated record. The transcript has a single exon. Bases 225 to 1484 code for a protein of 419 amino acids.
CCGCCCCGUCCCGUCCCAUCCCUCGGGUCCGCGUCCCCCGGGUUCCCGUCCCUCCGCGCGGCCGGUUCCUUUCCGUUCCCCCGCGGCCGGCAGGUCCCCGCGACCCCCCUCGCGGUCGGUUCCCUCCGGUCUAGCAGGUCCCCGUCUCUAGGUGCCGCCGGCUCGAGACUGCCGGUCACAGCGUUGCCCCUCGGGUCUCUUCCAGCCCCGCACCCGUCGGCAACAUGUGGCUGCUGGAGCGGCUGCGCGGCGUGGCGGAGAAUGGCGGGUCCCGGGGCGCGGGGCCGGAGGAGUCCGCGCGGGGGUCCCGUUACAGCAACGUCCUCACCCCCGACAAGAUCCCCGACUUCUUCAUCCCGCCCAAACUGAGCGCGGCCCCCGCUGAGGCUGAGGGCCCCGAGGCCCCCUCAGCUCCCACCCUGGGUCCCUCAGCCUCGGAGCAGGACCUGGCCGGGCGCAAAACCCCACGCAGCCCCCGGGCCUCCAGCCGGUCCCGGUCUCGGGCCGCCGGCCGGCACAUCAUCCAAAUCGAGAGCGCCGAGGAUUGGACGGACGGGAGGGGCUUCGGUACCAACGUGGACCCUCAGGCUCAGACCGCCAUGUCACUGCCCUACGUCCCCAAAGCGCAGACGUCCUACGGCUUCGCCACGCUGGUGGAGAGCCCGCACACGCGGCGCAAAGAAUCGCUCUUCCACAGCGAGCACAGCAGCCUCUGCCCCUCGCCAGCCACCUCGCCCAGCGCCCAGCGCAGAGCCAAGCUCAACGGGGAGAGCAGGCCCCGGACCCCCGCAGAUUUGGGUGCAGCCCUCAUGCACCCCGUCCGGUACUUCAGCGGCGGCGAGAGCGACACGUGCUCCUCGGCCGAGUCCUCGCCCUUUGGCUCCCCGCUGCUCUCCCGCUCCGUCUCCCUGUUGAAGAUCUUCAGCCAAGAGAGCCAGUCCAAGGUCAUCAAGCUGAAGCACUCGGUCGCCCGCAACAGCUCGCUGUCCACCGACGACAGCUCGGCCGACACCAGCCCCAGCGCCCAGCGCCGCUCCCGGAGCGCCCCGGCCGGGGGGCAGCCCCCCUCCGCCCUGCUGCCCCUGGACCUGCCGCCGGGCCGGGACCGGGAGCAGAACCUGCGGCUCAGCCGUGGGGGCAGCCUGCGCCUGGCUGCUGAGUACGACCCUUCCAACGCCCGGCUGCGUGUGCGGCUCAUCUCUGCAGAGGAUCUCUACGAUGCCCUCGUCGACCUGCGCAGCAUCAACUGCUGCGUCUCGCUGUGCCUCAACCCCGGGAAGCUGCAGAAGCAACGCAGCACCAUCGUCAAGAACAGCCGCAACCCAGUCUUCAAUGAGGACUUCUUCUUCGACGGGCUGGGCCCCAGCCACGCUAGGAAGAUGUCUCUCAAGCUCAAGGUGGUCAACAAGGGCAGCAGCCUGAAGCGGGACACGCUGCUGGGGGAGAAGGAGCUGCCGCUCACGUCCCUCCUGUCCUGCCUUUAG